CUUGGGCAUCAAUCAAUGAUCCGCCUUCCUCGGUUCUUUCAGCCCAUCCAUGUGGCUAACGUGUUGCUGAUCCUUCUAUUCAUCCCGGCGCGGCUCAUGUCGCCGGCCCUGCAGGAGCUCACCGCCACACAGGACCAGCACACGGGGUUGCGCCGCGAUUUGUGUGCGGUUGUGGUGCUGGGUGUGUUCUUUGUCUUUCGCUCGAAUCGCAAGGCCACGUGGGACCACAAGCUGCUGGACUUGUUCGUGUGGACCAAGUCGCUGAUCCUGGCGUCCUUCUGGAUGUCCAACGUCGUCAUGGGCCUCUGGUACUCCUUCCUCUGCCUCUGUAAGUACGCAAUUAAUGCACUCACUCAUGCAGUUAGUGCAGUGCAGCAAGGCAAGGAAGGCAGGGCAGGGCAGGCCGAAAUGAUGCACCCAGUUGUCCAUGAGGGAGGGAGGGCAGUACUGAUAUUCAUUUCGUUGUGGUGUCUGUCUGUCCGUCUGUGUGUGUGUGUGUGUGUGUGUGUGAUGGAUGGGAUGCAGGUGUGUGGUUGGUCUUCCCGUUGGGUCACUAUCAGGGCGAGUCUAAGGUGGAGAUGAUCGACGGUAAGGGCCGGUUUGCCCACCUGCUGGGUCUGGCGGGCAAGGGCCCGCUGCUUGACAAGACGCUCGAGGUCACCUGGUUGAUCCUCUUCUACAAGCCAUUCAGGAAGGAGUGCUCCGAGCCCCAGGUCGUCAUCGCCAACCUUUCACUCAAGUAAGCAGACAGACAGCCAGACAGCCAGCCAGCCAGACAAACGAUGGACGGAUGGAUGGCUGUAUGGAUGUUAUGUGACUGAGUGAUUGCAUUGAUUGCAUUGCAUGGCGGCUCGGCUGUGUGUAUGUGUAUCUAUCUCCCUAGGUACACGAGUGAGAGGUUGCGGUUCGGCAAGGUGGACAUCUCACGCAACGCUGUCCUCGCCAAACGAUUCCAAAUCGACGUACGCACGCACGCUACGUGAGGGAGGGAGGGAGGGAGGGAGGGAGGGAACAUCCGUAUCUAUAUCUCUUUCUGUCUGUGUUUGUGUGUGUCAGCCUGAUCGGUCAGACCAGCUGCCCACCUUCAUCCUGUUCGAGAGAGGACAGGUGAGACAAACCGCACCGCCACACGGCACUCACUCACACACACGUGUGUGGUCUCUCACCCGUGUGGUGUGUGUGUUGGCGGAUGUACAUGUCAGGAGGCCAAGAGGGCGCCAUCGCGCAACGCCAAGGGCGAGUACCCGCGCCUUAAGUACACCGAGGACUCCCUGUGCUCGUACUUCGGCAUCGACAGGGGCGCCGCCGCACAGCAACGAGCGCCCCGGAAGAAGAGCAAAGGCAACGCUGCGGCCAGCCAGGAGUUAACAACGGGUAGUAGUGGUGCUGCCGCGGCGGCACAGAGUGAAGGGAAGAAAGACAGUUAACUAACUAGUGGAGUGGAGUGGAGUGUGGUGUGGGUUGUGCAUGCCAUGCGGCUGUCAUGGUCAUGAUUGCCUGUGUGGGGGUGGGCUGGGGUGGCAGACAUUGUAUUGUCGAUCAGUCGGUGGCCAGCCAGCCGGCUCGACGCGUCUGUCGUGUCUGUCGUGCACACGUGUGGGUCACUCACUCACUGUCCGUGCCACGCCACGCCUUACUUGGAUGAGAACGGGAUUGCUUCGAGACAGUCAGACAGAGAUUUAUGUGGUCGUUAGUUAUUCUUCAUGUUACCAGCCGCGUGCCACAUAAACAUGAAUUUCAUC
This is a messenger RNA of Vitrella brassicaformis, 1742 nucleotides long. The record is from the annotation of a GenBank genome assembly. NCBI's taxonomy places the organism in Eukaryota, Vitrellaceae.